Solanum tuberosum (potato) is the source of this 1596-nucleotide messenger RNA. Its product is annotated as cytochrome P450 CYP736A12-like. The coding region runs from base 61 to 1560 and encodes 499 amino acids. The transcript has 3 exons. Gene Ontology annotation, molecular function: oxidoreductase activity, acting on paired donors, with incorporation or reduction of molecular oxygen; iron ion binding; monooxygenase activity. The record is from RefSeq and is a predicted model, not a curated record. NCBI's taxonomy places the organism in Eukaryota, Viridiplantae, Streptophyta, Magnoliopsida, Solanales, Solanaceae.
AAUAGUAAAGUAAUAUUUUCAAGUUAUGAAGUAAAAAAAAAAAAAAAAAAUUCUAUAUCCAUGGCUUCAAUAUUCUUACAAGUUGUUGCACUACUUGUAGUGCUAUACAUUCUUCAAGAAUUACACAACAAAUUCAUGAAAAAGAAGAAAAAACUCCCUCCUGGCCCAAAAGGGCUUCCAAUUAUUGGAAAUCUUCAUAUGAUUGGCAAAAAUGUCCAUCAAGAUCUUCAUAAAAUAGCCAAAAAAUAUGGUCCCAUAAUGAGCAUGAGAUUUGGUUUUGUUCCUGUAAUUGUUGCUUCUUCUCCUCAUGCUGCUGAGCAAUUUUUGAAAAAUCAUGAUCUUAUUUUUGCGAGUCGACCAAAUAAUAUUGCUGCUAAAUUCAUCGCGUAUGAUCAAAGAAAUUUGACAUUUGGAAAAUAUGGACCUUAUUGGCGAAAUAUGCGAAAAUUAUGUACGUUAGAAUUGCUUAGUACUCUCAAAAUCAAUUCAUUUCAAGCCAUGAGAAAACAAGAAGUUACAAAUUUUGUGACUUUUAUCAAUGGGGCAGCUUCUAGUGGUGUUGAAAUUGAUAUUAGUGCUAAACUUGCUACAUUAAAUACUAACAUGACUUGUUUAAUGGUAUUUGGGAAAAAAUAUAUGGAUGAUGAAUUUGAUGAAAGGGGUUUUAAAUAUGUGAUUCAAGAGACUUUAGUUUUAACAGCAACACCAAACAUUGGUGAAUUUUUCCCCUUUCUUAAUGUGUUUGAUUUGCAAGGAGUUGUUCGUCGUAUGAAGGAAUUAUCAAAGAUUUUUGAUGAAUUUUUUGAGAGAAUUAUUGAUGAACAUGUUCAAGAUUCCAAAAAGGAGAAGCAAACCAAGGAUAUUGUUGAUACUAUGAUGAAUAUCAUGCAAUCUGGUGAAUCUGAAUUCGAGUUUGAUCGUCGUCAUGUGAAAGCUAUUUUACUGGACAUGUUAAUAGCUUCAAUGGACACCUCAUCAACAGCAAUUGACUGGAUUUUCACUGAACUUUUAAGGCAUCCAAAAGUAAUUAAGAAAUUACAAAAGGAAUUGGAACAAAUAGUUGGCAUGAAUAGAAUGGUGGAAGAAUCAGACUUGGAAAAAUUAGAGUACUUAGACAUGGUCAUAAAAGAAGGUUUUAGGCUUCACCCUGUUGCACCACUAUUGAUUCCUCAUGAGUCUAUUGAAGAUUGCACAAUUGAUGGUUUUGAUAUACCUAAAGGUUCAAGACUUCUAGUAAAUACUUGGGCGAUUGGAAGAGAUCCAGAAAUUUGGUCAGAACCCGAGAAGUUCAUGCCAGAAAGGUUUGUUGGUAGUAACAUUGAUCUUCGUGGAAAUAAUUUUCAACUUUUACCGUUUGGCUCUGGAAGAAGAAGUUGUCCUGGAUUACAAUUAGGACUCACAACCGUUCGCCUGGUGCUAGCACAAAUGGUUCAUUGUUUUGAUUGGAAGUUACCAAAUGGUAUGAUGCCGAAUGAUUUAGACAUGACUGAGAAAUUUGGUUUAGUUAUGACUAGAGCUCAACAUCUAAUGGUUAUUCCUACUUAUCGUCUGAAUGUAUAAUAAAUAUUAAGAAUGUCAAAUGGAAAAGUUAAUAAA